Messenger RNA from Sugiyamaella lignohabitans, 477 nucleotides. RefSeq lists its product as uncharacterized. The record is from RefSeq and is a predicted model, not a curated record. The transcript has a single exon. The coding region runs from base 1 to 477 and encodes 158 amino acids. NCBI's taxonomy places the organism in Eukaryota, Fungi, Ascomycota, Dipodascomycetes, Dipodascales, Trichomonascaceae.
AUGUUCAAUACAUCGGUUGGUCGACUUAUUCGUAAACCUUUACCAGUGUCUAAACAAUUCUCAUCGUCUGCAUUCAAAAUGGUUAAAGAAUAUCUUGUUAUUGUCCCAGACAAGGCUGGUGCUUUACAGAAGAGACUUGAAGUCCGUCCCAAGCAUUUGGAAAACGCUGCUGUUGCUCACGGCAAGGGAAUUGUCACUGUUGGAGGUGGUUAUGCCGACGAGUUCCCUGCUGAGGGUGCCACUCCCGAGUUCAAGGGCUCUGCUCUUUCCGUGGUUGCUGACUCUAAGCAAGAGGUCAUUGACUUCCUCAAGAAGGACAUCUACUACACCUCCGGAGUCUGGGACGUCGACAACGCUCAAAUCUACGCUGUAAGUACACUUCUUUCUUUGUCAUCUACAACUGUUGCCACUGUGAAUACUAACAACUCUAGUACUUCGUGGGUUUCCGCUCCCCCAAAAACUAAGUUCUGUUCGUAA